AUGAGACCCAGCUCCGAUGAUGUCCAUCGAAUGAUGGACGAAAACUCAGCCAGUUUUCACUCGAAACAAGGGAUUACUAGUAGACUGGGUCAACCAGAACGUCGUAUAAAAGCCACACGGCCGCAGUACAACGAGAUUUAUCCGUCCUCAUCUGGCGCAAACGAGGCUGGUAUGCCAAUGCCAGCUUUGAAGCUGGGCUUGUCUACAGACCAUGUCGAACGUGUCGAAACGGAUUCGGCCACAUCCGAGUCCCGGAUGAAAUCCACUCUUCGUCUGAGACUGGACUCAGUGAGACGAUGUGGUGUCAGAAGUGCACGCAGCUCUGAGACGACUUUCUGUUUGGCUCUCGGCCUGGCCGUCGGUUCUGGUCUCGCCGACGCGGAGACCCAUUCCUUCGCUGUCCGACAGUCCCUCGCCGGUCGAAUGGCGUCACCAGAUAGUGUCAAUUCAUCGUCGCUGUUAUGCUCACCGACACCAGAUACUUGCAUCCGUUCUACCCCGUUUGGAUGCCCUGACUGGUCAGAUAUUCGCUUUGGUGACAGAUCCCACUUUAAUUGA
This is a messenger RNA of Protopolystoma xenopodis, 558 nucleotides long. The record is from the annotation of a GenBank genome assembly. NCBI's taxonomy places the organism in Eukaryota, Metazoa, Platyhelminthes, Monogenea, Polystomatidea, Polystomatidae.